Molecule: messenger RNA, 419 nt
Organism: Agrilus planipennis (emerald ash borer)
Lineage: Eukaryota; Metazoa; Arthropoda; Insecta; Coleoptera; Buprestidae
Exons: 1
Coding region: 125-358 (77 amino acids)
Source: RefSeq, a predicted model, not a curated record
UUUCUUUGAAAGCAUUUUAAAGGUUAUGCUAAUAAAAUAAAAUUAGUUUGAAAAAUACAAAAAAUUAGAUAAAGCAGCAAAUACUGCUUACUUUACCAAAAUAUUUCUUUUGAAUUUGUAUGAGAUGAGAAAGUCACCAACAAGAAAUGCAUUACUUAAUAGACUUCAUAAAGGAGUUGUGGUUAUAUGUGUUGCAGUUACAUUAUAUGGAACAGGUUACUUAGCGAUGCGAGGCUACAGAUAUUUAACAGUAAUUCGACCAGAAAUAAAGAAAAAGCAAUUAGCUGAAAAUCAACUUCUCUUAGCAGAAGGUUCUCAUGAAAACUUGAAGGAUAAUGCUUCAGUUAUUAGUACAUAGACUUAAGUGUAAACAGCUGUCAAGUGUAGAUUUAAUAAAUAAAUAAUAUUAUUAAAAUUAA